CCAGGCUUGUGGCUGACUGGAAAAAUGGAGAUGAAGAAAAGGAUCAACCUGGAGCUGAGGAACAGGAGCCCAGGCGAGGUCGCGGAGCUGGUAAUUGACAAUUGUCGCAGCAACGAAGGGGAGAUUGACGGGUUUGACGAUGGCUUUAAGGAGCUGGAGUAUCUCAGUAUGAUCAACGUGGGACUCAAGUCUCUCGCCAAACUCCCAAACCUGCAUAAACUCUUAAAGCUGGAGCUCAGUGAUAACUCCAUCUCGGGAGGACUAGACUUACUAACAGAGAAAUGUCCCAACCUUGUGUACCUCAACCUCAGCAGCAAUAAAAUCAAAGACUACAGCACAGUGGAGCCUCUGAAAAACCUGACUCAUUUGAAGAGCUUGGACCUGUAUAACUGUGACAUCUCCAACCCCAAUGACUACAGAGAGAGCAUCUUCAAGCUCCUCCCUCACAUAACUUACUUGGAUGGCUUUGAUCGAGAUGACCAGGAGGCCCCAGAGUCUGAUGAAGAGGAAGGUGAAGAGGAUGAAGAUGGAGCUGGUGCUGCAGAAGAAUAUUAUGAUGAUGAGGAUGAAGAUGAGGAAGAGGAGGAUGAAGAUGAGGAAGAGGAGGAGGAUGAACAAGAGCCAGAUGGGGAGGUUGGGCUGUCUUAUCUCCUGAAAGAAGAAAUUCAGGAUGAUGAGGAUGAUGACGAUUAUGUUCAUGAAGGAGAGGAAGAAGAGGCAGAUGAUCAAGAAGAAGCUGCCACUCAAGGACAGAAGCGAAAACGAGAGGCAGAAGAUGAAGGCGAAGAUGAUGAGUAAUUCCCUCUAAGCGUGACCAAACUCCUGUUCCAUUACAAUACAACUCUUGUUGCAUUCUUUCUAUUCUUUAGAUGGUAACUGUCACAAUAGGAGUUGAAGGGGGAGGGAGAUAGAGGGUGGGG
This is a messenger RNA of Carcharodon carcharias (great white shark), 920 nucleotides long. It is a transcript of the gene anp32e, whose product is annotated as acidic (leucine-rich) nuclear phosphoprotein 32 family, member E. Lineage: Eukaryota; Metazoa; Chordata; Chondrichthyes; Lamniformes; Lamnidae. Bases 25 to 798 code for a protein of 257 amino acids. Gene Ontology annotation, cellular component: nucleus. Gene Ontology annotation, biological process: regulation of apoptotic process. Gene Ontology annotation, molecular function: phosphatase inhibitor activity; histone binding. The record is from RefSeq and is a predicted model, not a curated record. The transcript is spliced from 8 exons.